CAUCCUGUUUAUGUCACUCCGUGUUAUUUUAUGGUUGUCCAGUCAACAAGAAACACGUGCAUUGUAUUUCUAAUCUAAUCUGUCCUGGAUUAUUUUCUAGCUAUCCUUAGCUAGAUUCAACAGCAGGGCUAGUUUCCUGCUAUCGUGGUUUUUAAAGGCAGGAUUUUAACAUUUUAUCGGCACGGUUUUUAGGACCUGUCGGAUAAAUACAACUAAGGUUUAAGCUAGCAAAAGCACAGCUCAUGCUAGCACCUAAUUAGACAUGCUAGCGCCUAAUUAGCAACCUAGCCGUGAGAACAUUGCACCGUUGGGCUAACGUUUACUAGCCGUCGAGCUAACGAGGCUACGUUGCCACAAGAAUGGAUGACUCCGGUAUCAAGAAGCAGAACUGGGACGUGAAGGAGACGGAGUUAUUUCUGGAAAUCCUCAAGGAGCUGGACAUGAAGAAAUGCUUAGACGGUAGGAAAGUGAGGAAUAACAAACUCUUCAAGGUGGCACACAGGAGAAUGACAGCGGCCGGUUAUCACAGAUCUGUGGACCAAUUAAAGUUUCGCUGGAAACUUCUCAAAAGUGCGUAUUACAAGUGCAAGAGAGAACCCGACUCCCCGGCGCCGACCAAAAUACAGGGUUGGUGGCGCUAUGAAAAGACAAUGAUAGCUAUCAUGGAGUCCAGACACCCCCUGGUCGGAGCUGGGGUCAACUCUGACAGGAAUGAUGAAGUGACAGAAGACUCGGAUGGAGAAGCCUCAAUGCUGCACUGGCCGCAGCCCUGCGCGGACAAUUCCACUCAGAACCUGGAUUUAAUUAUCAAAAUGGACCCUGAGAUGGACUCGCAGCUGAAGAUUGGAUUUAUUGGUGCAGGGAACAUGGCCUUCGGCAUCGCAAAGGGCAUCUUGUCUGGAAAUGUUCUCCCUGUGAACGUCAAAGUGAGCGCACCAUCCUCCAGGAACCUGGGACGCUUUCAGGAGCUCGGGAUUCCCAUCACUCACUCCAACAUAGAGGUGGUCUGUGGGUCAGAUGUGGUUUUUGUAGCAGUCAAACCUCACCUGGUCCCACUAGUUCUUAAUGAGAUCUCACAACAUGUCACUGACCGACACAUUAUUGUGUCUGUUGCAGCAGGAGUAACACUGUCAACACUGGAAGAGCUCCUGCCAGAGAAUUCGGUUGCCAUCAGGCUGAUGCCAAACCUCCCAUGUUUGGUUCAGGAAGGGGCUCUCCUGUUCGCGCGGGGAUCCCAUGCAAAACAGGAGGACGGAGCUCUGCUUCGCUCCUUGUUGCACCGCUGUGGUUUGGUGGAGGAGGGACCUGAGUCCUGGAUUGACAUCCACACUGGACUGAGCGGGAGCGGAGUCGCUUUUGUGUAUCUGUUUGCUGAAGCGCUGGCAGAAGGAGCUGUUAAAAUGGGAAUGCCAAGUGCUCUGGCACACAGCAUUGCAUCUCAAACUGUUCUGGGUGCUGGGAGGUUGUUGCGUGACUCCGGGAAGCAUCCAGCUCAGCUCCGCUCUGAGGUCUGUACGCCAGGCGGAACAACCAUCUACGGGCUUCACACCCUGGAACAGGGCGGCGUGAGGGCGUCGACCAUGAGCGCCGUGGAAUCUGCCACCGAAAGAGCCAGGGAGCUGGGCCGAAAGUCAGCUGCAGGAUGCAGGAAAUGACGGCUGCUGUUUUCCUUUUAAUAGCCGCUCUAAUGGACCUAAUUCAAGCCUAACAACAAACUGACUUUUUGUCUCAAACAAUCACCGUGGAACACAAAGACAAAACAGGACUUUUUUAUUUCAUUUUCCCCCUUUUAUUUUUCCUAUAAAGGAGUGCAGUUGGUGCUUUUUCCAUGUCUUUGACCAGAGGGAUUUGUUCUGAGCAAAAAGGAAAUGUUGGUUUAGUCUUGACAUUGACAAGUAAAUUAUUUGAUCACGACCCUGUGAUUUGUUUGACAGAACGGCUACUUUCACAUGCACAACAAAUAAUCCAAUCUUUUCAGAUUUAGGCAGUAAUGCAAGUUAUGAUGUAACCCAAAAUGAUUAUACCCAUAGUUGUGGAAGUUCAGAUCAGAAAACAAUGCACAGCACUUCUAUUUUAGUAACAGUGAUUGGUCACCAUGUUAAGAUGUGAGUUUGAAUACAGAAGAAAACACUAACACAUUAAUUAACACACACAGCAAUGUGGAGAGGAAGCCUUCAGCCAUUAAUCAAACUAUACUCUGUGGCACCAAUCAGUUGAAGAGGCGACUUGUACAAACUUCACAUUUGGAGUAAUGCCUUAAGAGCCAUGAUUGGGUUACUAUGUGCAUGUAAUGUGGAGUACAGAAUGGAAGUGAAAUGUGUGAAUGUAUUUAAUUCUGUUAAAAUAUAGUAUUUAAUAUUUGGCCAAAUGAAGCAUAAAACUUAAAUUUUGGAUAAUUUAAGAAUGAUCGUGGUUGUGCAGCUGCUGAUAGUUUAUGUCCCAGGUGUAGUUGACAUCUAGGUGCUGGCUGUGUAUAUAACACAGUGUUGGAAAAAAAAAUAUUAAUGACCUACAAUGCCAAGUGUAUAGAAUGGGUUUUCAUAAAGUGUCAUGUGA
Molecule: messenger RNA, 2556 nt
Organism: Chelmon rostratus (copperband butterflyfish)
Lineage: Eukaryota; Metazoa; Chordata; Actinopteri; Chaetodontiformes; Chaetodontidae
Gene: pycr3
Product: pyrroline-5-carboxylate reductase 3
Exons: 7
Coding region: 360-1655 (431 amino acids)
Biological process (GO): L-proline biosynthetic process
Molecular function (GO): pyrroline-5-carboxylate reductase activity
Source: RefSeq, a predicted model, not a curated record